Punica granatum (pomegranate) is the source of this 1176-nucleotide messenger RNA. NCBI's taxonomy places the organism in Eukaryota, Viridiplantae, Streptophyta, Magnoliopsida, Myrtales, Lythraceae. The record is from RefSeq and is a predicted model, not a curated record.
GAACUAGCAGUUUCUUGGAGGUAGGUCCACCGAGACACUAAGCAGGUUCGCCUUGGAGGUGGUUGAGCGUGUGUUUGAGGAUAGUGGCCCCGUGGGAGGGCCGAAGCUCUCUGUGGCAUACGGGGCUUGGAUAGAGAGGUCGAUGACUCUGAAACCCGCAUUCAAGCGCAUGGUGGAUGAAGAAUACAAGGCUGCAGCUAAACUCGUUGAUUUCAAGAAUAAGCCCGGUGAAGUGGUAAAUCAGGUGAAUGAAUGGGUAAAAAAGGAGACCAAUGGACUCAUCGAUAGUGUUGUCAGCCCUGGUGACUUCACAGAGUUAACCUUACUCGUGUUAGCGAAUGCCUUGUACUUCAAGGGAGCAUGGGUCAAGAAGUUCGAUGUCUCCAGAACAAGAUACAAUGACUUUUAUCCCCCAAGUGGACAGGCCCCUGUUCAGGUUCCCUUCAUGACCAGCAACGAGGACCAGUUUAUCAGCACGUACGAGGGGUUCAAAGUCCUUCGGCUUGACUAUGAGCAGGGUGGCGAUCUAAACCGCAGCUUCUCCAUGUGCUUCUUCCUACCAGAUGAGCGGGAUGGACUGUGUGGUCUCAUGGAAAGAGCCUGCUCUAAGCCCGAAUUCUUAAACUGUCACGUUCCAUACAAAAAGGUGCCAGUGGGUCAAUUCCGGAUCCCCAAAUUCAAGAUCUUGUCAAAGUUUGAUGAUUUGGAUGAGCGCCUAGAUCAUCUGGGUGUGCCACUGGGAUGCUUGUCAGAGGUGGUGGAAGAUGAACCCAUUUCUCUUUCAAAGAUAAUCCACAAGGCCUUUGUCGAGGUUAACGAAGAGGGCACAGAAGCUGCUGCUGUUACUGUUAUGCAUCGUUACGGUGCUUGUCCGAGAUCUUCUAGUCUGCCGAAAUAUGUGAACUUUGUGGCCGACCACCCAUUCAUGUUCGUCAUCCGAGAGAAGGUGACUGGAGUCGUUCUCUUUGUAGGUCAGGUGCUUAAUCCCCAGGACAGGUGAUGUCCCAUCAAGUUUAAAUAAGUGUAGACGGUUUUUGCUAGUUUUUGCAAGUUUACUGUUGAAUCUAGCUUAUGCCCUAUGGUAUAUCCCAUCAAGUUCAAAUAAGUCCAGACUCUUGCAAUAAAACUUAGCUAGCUUCAAUCAUUUCUUCGUCCUGUUUAUGAUAAUUUUCUUUG